GAGGGGUGGGCGUGAGUGUCGUCCUCACGUCCAUCAUCAGGCCACUGGCUCUCAAGCCCUCACAGCACCAGGCACCAGCUACGCAGGGUCCUUCCAGGACCUCAUUGAAUCCUGGCACCCUCCCCCCAGGUGGGUAGUGCCAUCUGCUUUUAGAGUUAGCAGGAGAGGACUGGCCGGUGUCGAGUCAGCCACUGGCACACCUCCCGUUUCAGACAUGCUUGAGCGGGGCCACAGCCCACCCUGGGCUGUUCCCUGCCACAGAGAAGGUGCCAGAGGAAGCUGGAUUCUGGAGGGGAUGCCGGCCGGCUCAGUGAGGCCGGAAGUUGAUGCGUUGCCCCCAUCCCCGCCAACCCCUCAUCCCCACCAACCCCCCACGCCCGCCAACCUCCCACCCUCUCGUCCCCUUCUCAUCUCUUGCCAGGCAUCGGUAGGCCCCGGAAGGACCCCAUCCCCAAAGCCCCUGUGGCCACUGUGGCCAUGAGAGGGGCGCCCAGCACUCUUGCCCUCUCCACAUCCGCUGCACGGGGCCCCGGGGCCCCCAGCACCCCACAGCCCACAGGUGGGUGCCCAGCUACAGCCCAGCUGUCCCGGCCUUUUCCCCCACCUCUGUGAUGUGCACCUGCUAUAGGGGCUUGGCUCUUAGACUAGAGAACACUAGACCCUAGAGCCACGAGAGUGUGGGGCUGAGGGGCCUCCAGGCCGUCUGGGCCCAUCUGUUACUGGGCCCCAGCCAGGGGACCUGGGGCUCAAUUUAGCCUGGACCCUUCUACCUCCUGCCCCCUAAAGCACAGCUCAGGAGGAUCCCAAGACCAGCAUGGCCGAGAGAAUGGGGUGACCGAGGAACCGGGGGAGGGGCCUAGUGACAUCCAGGCCACACGAAGUGCGCCCAAAGCCUGUCUCCCAGGGGGGCUCCUGCCUCAGUGCUCUGCCCCAGGCGCCGCCACCCCGCACCCUGUUGUGCCCCCAGCGCCUCGGCAGCCGACCCCUGGGAGUGGACAGCAUAGACUGAGCCAAGAGGGCAAGCUUCUCUGAUCAGCGAGGCAGAAGGGCACCUCUGGGCCCGGGUUUUUGGAGUAGGGACUGCUGGGCUUUUCUGGGCUGCGUGGGGAGGGGCGGGGGGCAGGGCUAGGCCAGGGCGAGCAUCCCACACCGCGUCAACCGGAGCAGCCACUCUUAGGGGUCCGCCGCGACGGACAGGCUCAGAGACACCCGCUCUCUGGUUCGAAUUCCCCUCCGAAGUUGGGAUUGCUGUGUAUUCGAGGCUUGGGGUGCUGGAAAUGUCCUGUCCCCGCCCACUGCAAAUGCCAGAAGUCCGAAAUGAUCCAUCCUUCCCGGAGGGUGCCAGGAGGACGUGGCCGAGGGAAGUCUCCCUGGUCCCGGCUGGGAAGGGGAGCUCGGCAGUGAGCCCCAGCAGAGAGGAGACGGCAGGGGCGCCUCGCUCCUUGGACGGUGCCAUGACCCUUCCUUCCUCUGUGCACGGACCUGCGGAGGAAAAGUCCCCCUUGUUCUUGGGCCAUCUGGCUUAGCUCCUCCGUGGGACCCAGAGGGUGACACCCCCCCCACUCUUGAUUUCUGCCCUUCUCCACGGGGAGGGCGGCAUUUGCAGGAGGCAGGGGCUGGUCAGGAGAUUCAGGAGUUACAGGGGAGCCUCCUGGCCCAGGGGUCCUCUUCGGGGUCAAGGCCGGGUCCAUGCUGGGAAUGCCAGGACAUAAGCUGGCCGCCUGGGCCUUGUGCUUGAUUUUGCAAUGUCUGUGAUGGGCGUACGGGAGCAAAAUUUGCUAUAGCGGGUGCUGUGCCUGCCUGCAAACAGUGGUCUGUCUGGGUGGGGACCACACACACACACACACACACACACACACGGAGUAACCUUGAACCCAUUUUCUUAGUGCUUCGGAUUUGGUGCACGCGGUUCAGGGCAAGCUGCACGGCUGGGAGGUAAAGAGAGGCUCAGAUCAGGGCGGCGAGCCAGGCGAGGUGGGUGCGAAUCACGAGGGUCCCCAGGACCCAGGUGGUGAGAAGGCGCACUCCUCAAACAUUCAGUGGGUCGUGGUCAGCUUGCGUGGUGACCCCAGUGAGGGCGGCAGGGCGCUUUGGGGCAGGAGGUGGCUCUAGCGUAACAGUCAGUGACCCCAGCAGCCCGUGUCUCAGAGGUCAUCGCUCCUCCUAGCAGCUGAAGCCUGUGCCCUCCCUGGGCCCCAUGUACGUGGACCCCCACUAAUAAUGACGGUCCCUCCAGUUGGCGGAGUGUGGACUUCUCCUGAGCCCACAGUUCCGAGGGGAUAGGACCGUUAGUUCCUGGUCCCACAGGUCAGGAUGUUAAGGCUUGGGAAGAAGCAGGUGGAGUUCAUGGCACGUAAACUAUACUUCAAUAAAGCUGUUUGAGAAGAAAGAAAGAGGCAGCCGCUCAAGGUAAUAAAUAGGAUUACAGAGACGCGCAGGGAGGAUUCGAACUCGGGGCUCACCGACUCCAGAGGAGAGAUAGCUGCCUCCACAGCCACCCAGCACCACCCCAAACCCCCCCAGCUGGAGCCACUCCCUGAUUCCCAAGGAACAGAAGGGACCUCCAUCUGGCCUCGGCACACGACACAGGCCGCGGUGAGACUGUUCUUCCCGCGCACCCGAGCGUGUCCCGGAGAGCCCAGCCAGGGGUCUUUCUUGCCCCCGGCUCCCAGCCCCCAGAAAGGUCCUGAGUCUCCCCACGUGCCUCCCGACAGGUGCUUCAGACUCUUUGACCGGAGUCUAGCUGGGCCCGUGACCCUCUGGCCCAGAAGUUUCUCCGUCUUGCCCAUGUCUAGCUGUCUGGAGGGCAGAGGCUGUGGGGCAGGAAGAGCUGCUCAGGACCACUAAUCCUCGCCCGCAGAGGGUGGUGGGAGAAAGGCUCUAAAGCAAAAAGGCUCCGGGGCUGCUUUUGUUUCGGCUCUAAUUAAGCCCUUGCCAAUUUGGGUCCUGCAGCCUUCUCUCCUCACUGAGCCCCGUAUUAAUGUCAAUUCGAUGCCCAAAGGCUCCCAGCGCCCAGCUGGAAAGUCUCCUGCACUUUUUAGCUGGUAGGUUUUCUGUCUCUCCCCACCAGCCGGCAUCGUGCGUAAUCCCUUUAAGAAGUGGAGAGAAUCCGAUUUCUCCCCUGUCCCUCUGGGUUUGUCUUUUGAAAUUCAGUGCAGAGCCAUGCCUUGCCUUCGCCAGCCCUGCCCGCUUCCCCCGCUUUGUGGCCGCUUAGUCUUGGGGACAGGCACGGCGACCCUGGGGGUUGACUCGCAUCGCGGUCCCCUGGCGAAAAUGGGCCCACGCUGUGGGCUGGGGAGGGCGGGUCAGAUGGUGGAGGGGCUCCGGUCCCCGCGUUGGUGUUGGACAGGCAGCCUUCAAAGACCGUUCUGGACGCGUUUGAUGACCCCUGCUCCCCUGUACAGCCAUCAGCCAGGGACUUUGGCACAGAAAGGUCUGCGCCCAAAUACGGGACUGGAUCCCGCUGUACCCUCAGUAGGUUCGGGGACAACACAGGGAGGGCAGAAGGGUCGUAUAAUCAGGUGUCCCGCCGAAGAAAGGACGGCCCAAAGUGUGCAGGUUCUCGGGCUCAGCCCCGCCCCCCUCUUCUCUGGCUUCAGGUCACAGGCUGUAGUAGGUGUAGACGCUGCCUCUCCCAUAGACCUGGACCCAGUUCCGCUUGGCCAGUGUAGACCAUGCUGCUUCUGCUAAGGGUCCUAUGGGUGUGUGAUGACUCCGGGUGCCCCCCAAGUCCCCCAGCCCCACCCUGUCGCAUAACUGGGCUUCUCCUUUUCUUCCCCCCAAGAGUGGAUCAGGCCAUCUACAGCUGCCCCCCUCGGGGAGAGCUCCCCCGGGCCCCAGAUGCCCUCCAGUGCAGAAGUUGUGGGCACCUUUGCUGCUGCCCCCGCCCCUGCCCCGGCCUCCAGACCUUUCCAGCUCAAGCCCAAAUCUGCUGAAGUGGUGCCCAUUGAAGAAUUCCAAGACUGUGAGUGUUACGGCCACUCCAACCGCUGCAGCUACAUCGACUUCCUGAACGUGGUGACGUGUGUCAGCUGCAAACACAACACGCGAGGCCAGCACUGCCAGCACUGCCGUCUGGGCUAUUAUCGCAACGGCUCUGCCGAGCUGGACGACGAGAACGUGUGCAUCGAGUGUAACUGCAACCAGAUCGGCUCCGUGCACGACCGGUGCAACGAGACCGGCUUCUGCGAGUGCCGCGAGGGCGCAGCGGGACCCAAGUGCGACGACUGCCUCCCGACGCACUACUGGCGCCAGGGCUGCUACCCCAACGUGUGUGACGAUGACCAGCUGCUCUGCCAGAACGGCGGCACCUGCCUGCAGAACCAGCGCUGCGCCUGCCCGCGCGGCUACACCGGCGUGCGCUGCGAGCAGCCCCGCUGCGACCCCGCCGCGGAGGACGGCGGCCUGGACUGCGACCGCGCGCCCGGGACCGCCCCGCGCCCCGCCACCCUGCUCGGCUGCCUGCUGCUGCUGGGGCUGGCCGCCCGCCUGGGCUGCUGAGCCCGGCCCGGAGGGGACCCUGCGCCCGGGGGGCGGCCCUGGGGGCUCGAGGGCCCGGGGGCCGGCGCCCGAGGCCGGGCGGCGAGAAGGGUGCGGCCCGAGCUGCUCCCAGGUGCUACACAGCAGAGCCCUCCCGCCUCCUCCCGCCGCGGUCAGUGGCACCUGCCCCCGCCCCGGCACUGCCCUCCGCCGCCGCAGGGGGCGCUGUGGGGGCUCUGGCCCCAGCCGCCUGCGAUUUGGGUCUUAGGUUUUCUUUUGUAUCACCCGCCGCCCCCCACCCCUUUUUUUUUUUUUUUU
This is a messenger RNA of Panthera uncia (snow leopard), 4797 nucleotides long. Its product is annotated as netrin-G2-like. Lineage: Eukaryota; Metazoa; Chordata; Mammalia; Carnivora; Felidae. The transcript has 5 exons. The record is from RefSeq and is a predicted model, not a curated record. The coding region runs from base 3841 to 4500 and encodes 219 amino acids.